CAUAGGGAAAAUAUGUAUACAAAUACAGUUCCAGGGUGUGGUUAAUGCCUCUAUCUUAAAAAUGCCUUCCCUGGAUCCAGUAGAAAACUACUGUCCCAUCCUGAGCAAGGUGAUUGGCUGAGAUGGUGGUGGCAAGCCAGCUGCAGGUACACCUAGAGGAAGCAGAUUAUCUAAACCCUUUCCAGUUUGGUUUCAGGCCUGGCUUUGGUACUGAGAAGACCUUGAUCACCCUGAUUGAAGACAGACAGUGGGAGUGCAGCCCUGUUGGUUCUCCUUGACCUCUCAGUAGUUUGGGGCGCUAUUGACUGGUUUCUUUCUGGAGUGACUUGAGGAUGUUAGAGUGGGAGAUACUGAAUUACAGUGGUUUCACUCCAACCUGCAGGGGCACUACCAGAAAGUAAUACUAGGAGACUGUUGCUUGGCCCCAUGGCUUUUCAGUUGUGGGGUCCUGCAAGGGUCUUACACCUGCUUUUAAAGGGGUUAUAUUUCCUGUGAAGGAACAGGUUCGUAGUUUGGGAGUGCUCCUGGAUUCCAUCUUGUCACUGGAGUCUCAGGGGCUUCUGUGGCCUUUAGUGCUUAUGCUCAGCUAAGGAUGGUUCACCAGCUAUUGGAAAAGCUUGGCCUCAGUUACCCAUGCUUUGGUGACCUGCCUGUACUACUGUAAUACACUCUAUGUAGAGCUGCCCUUGAAAGUGAUCUGAAGAUUGCAGCUAGUACAGAAUUCAGCUGCUAUGUUGAUAAGUGGGGCAUCCCAAUGGGAUGUGUCCUUAGAAUUCUACACUGGCUGCCAGUGAGAUUCCUGGUGCAAUUCAAGAUAUUAGUGUUAGCAUUUAAGAAUCUAAGUGGCAUGGGACUCAAGUACACAAAAGAGCAGCUUCUCCAAUGGCAACCAUCUUGGGCAUUAUGAUAAUCAAGAGAAGCCCUAUUGGUGGUAUUGCCAUUGGUAGUUGCUCAGUUGCCCUCUUGGUUGCAGUCCCCUGCUUGUGGCAUUCCUUACCUUGUGAGGUACACUUGAUCCACAGCACGGAUAUAUUACAGAAAGAAUAAGCAAUGCCUGAAUACCAGUCAAAAUGACUGUAAAAUGAAAUUGUAGCAUUAAUUUGCUUGAGAUGGAAGAUGCAGAAAAAAUUGCUUGCUUGAGAUGGAAGAUUCAGAAAAAAUAUUGUGAUAGUCAGUUCUUUUCUUUGUUUUCUCAGCUACUUUAUUGACAGUGUUGAAAUGAGAUUUCUACUCUGGACAGAGCAGAAUUGUGUUGAUUGUUGGAAAAAGGUGUCUCGUGAUCCCAGUCUGUACUUAUUUGUGUAGUAAUUUAUUGUCUUUUGCUUGUUCCAAGGAAGGGAAUGUUUUGUUACUAAUGAGGCCAAAUUACAUCUAUUUUCUUCAACAGGUAUUCAGUACCAAUAUAUGGGGGUGAGAGAUAAGACUCACAUACUCUUUCCCAUUAUAAUACACCAGUGGACUUUACGCACAAUGGUUUUUAACUGUUAAUGAGCAUGGAGGCGUUGCUGAUUCUAUGGCAAGCUACCAGCACUGGCAAUAUUUCCAAUAGGAUAACAGGGGCCGGUUUAAGCUCAUCAGAGAAAUGAUGACAGUGCUGUGGAUGCCUUCAUUAUACUAAGAUGUACUUGGGCUACACAGGGCUCUUAGGCUGGUGACAGAAGGUAUGUGGAUUUACCUUAAAUUAUUGCUAUUAAGUGCUGGGUGCUAUAGAUAAAGGUAAUAUUCAGUUUUGCCUAGGAAUGACAUAAGAAAUCCUCAGCCUCCUUUAUGUGCUGUGCAUCCUUUAUCAUUUCAUAGUGCAACAGUAGAGCACAAGCCUUCCAUGCAAAAGGUUCCACCCACAGUAUGCCUUUGCCUAGGCUGUUACAAGUAAACAUAGAAAAUUAUGUAAUAGCACAAUAGUUACCCAUUAUUGGAGUAUUUCAGCAGCCUAGAAGCCUGCAAGAUUUAUGAUAAAACAAGGUAUUAAGGACAGGGCUUUCUGCCUUCUCUUACCUUUUAAGUACUGUGAGUGAAGCUGGGUUGAGCCAACUAUUUUCUCUGGGCUCAUCAUAUAGCAAUGUAACUUCACAAGCAUGAAGCGGAAGAGAAAGUGCUUUGUAUUAUUUCAUGUGACAUUGAGACUGAAUAGGCUAGAGUAGGUCCCUAGUGCCCAGAGAGCUGGAUGCUGCUGCAGGCCAGAUGAGUUUAGGCCACAGACUGCAUUUAGUUCACAGGCCAGGAGCACCCUGUUCCAGCAUUAUCUGUGGUAAGGUCAGCAGUAUCCAAUUUGACUGUAUACUGUCAAACAGGUGGAGGUUGUGAAAUUCACCUCAGAGAGGUUGAUCUUGCACAGAACAGGUCUCUGGGGACAUGGCUUUUUCAUUGCCGACCCCAUUAGCUGGUAGUUGAAAUCUGGGCACCAUAAUGGGUAUCUCCCAUAUGUUUAUUAUUUAAACUUCAGUGCUUCGAAGACUUAGAAGGGGAUAUAUUUGGUCUGCUUCCCACAUUACUCCUCCUGGAGCUGAAUCUGGAAGUCAUUCAUACAAAAUCAGAAAGUGGAUUUUUUUUUUUGCAAGUAUUUGAGUCAUACAAUGGUGUACUAAGCUGCUCCUGAAUUCUUGGCACACCACUAUCUGUCUUUCAAUGAGAUGUGAGUAAGUAUUCUACCCUUCUCACACACGUUAUAAUUUUACUCAAAGGAUGCAUAAAAUCCAAGCCAAAGUUUGACAUGGCUUGAAUCAAAAUAUACCUAGGUUUAUUUAUUUUUGUUUAUUUCACAGCUAGAUUGCAAUAAAACCUCCAAGUGGUUUAAAAUAAGAAUUACCAGUAAAGAAAAUAGUUAAAAACAACUAUUUAAAACAUUCAAAAAAUAAUUAAACUCAAUUAUAUGCUUAAAAGCCAGGUUAAAGUGCAUGUCAACAUUUUACAUAUCUGGAUAGGCUUGCACAAACAAAAAUGUUUUUAGCAGGUGCCAAAAAGAGUAUAGUGAAGGUUGAUUGCCACUAGGAACAGCUGCAGUUUUAAAGCAUUACAAAGAUUUUGCACAGAAUCUGACAUUAACUGACAUGGAAUUUUAUUGUCUAAAGCAGGCACCCCCAAACUUCGGCCCUCCAGAUGUUUUGGACUACAAUUCCCAUCAUCUCUGACCACUGGUCCUGUUAGCUAGGGAUCAUGGGAGUUGUAGGCCAAAACAUCUGGAGGGCCGCAGUUUGGGGAUGCCUGGUCUAAAGCAAGUGCAGCCAAUGUGAUACCCUCCUGAAGUUGUUCAACUAUAAUUCCCAUCAGCCCAGUCAGCAUGGCCAGUGGUGAGGGUUGAUGAGUGUUGUAGUCUGUCAACAUCUGGCGAGCAUUGUGUUUGACUACCUGUGGUCUUACCAUUCUUACUGAAGAAACUUGGUAGACAUGACAUUGUGGCACUUCGCAGCUUCUGGGCAGGAGGAUAAUAAGCCAAUCCUAAUUGUAGUUGUCACUGUCUCCUUGUUUCAUGCAGAUGAUUGAACGUGUGUGUGUGUGUGUGUGUGUGUGUAGUGGGGAUGGUUGAGUUUACCUUCAGUGAAAUGCAGACAAGAUUAUUUGAAAGCAGUCUGAGUGGCUGUUACUAAUAUUGUGUGUCCAAGGCUCUGAGUCUCAUGUGCAUAUCUCUCAGAACAGAAGAGAGCCCAGGGUUGGGAUUAACCUUGGCAGCCAUGUUCUGAGGUGAUUAUUUAGCAGGUCAACCAUGAACCCCAAACUGAGACGCUGGGCCCUGCAGCAUGCUGCAGAGCCUAGCCAAGGGUGUGACAGCUCACUUUCUGGCUUGUAGUGAGAGGGGGGAGGACCUGUAUUUUUAGAAGGGGGAAAGAAACUCAAAUAUUUUGUGCAUUAUAGUACUACCAACCCCAGGGUACUUCACAUUCAGCUGAGCAGCAACAGCAGUCUGCAAGAGCUUGGCAAGGGAGGGAGAGCUAAGCACUCAGCCAGGCAGGCUGCUUACAAGCCCAGUAUGAGCACCUUCUGGCAUUGACACAUUUUGGUCUUUCUGCUUCCUCACUGAGCUGAGUGACCUUCUGCCCUUGGCAAAUUCCCAGUUGGGUCAGCCAGAUCCAAUAAAUUCCAAGCUGGUCAAAAGGUACCCUGGCCCUAAAUGGGCUCUGCCGUAGCUGAUUAUCAGGCACACGCCCCUUUGUGGCCUCACAUGCUCAAUGCCCACGUCUUGGAUUGAGAGCCACAGCUCUGGUGUCUGCACUCAUCCAUGUUGAGCAGCUGGGCAGAGAGCAUGCCAGGUCAGCCAAGGGAGGGUUACGCCUCUAGGGCUCUGCAGCCGCUUGGAUUAAGGGGCUAUGCGGAUUUACUCUCUGCUCUUGCUUCAAUUCCUCUCCCUCCGACGUUCUGUAUAGGGAACAUGCAAGCAAUGCAAAGCAAACUAGGUCAUUGCAAAGGGACUUUGUGCAUCUGUGAGAUCCUCUGGGGGAGGCUGCUGGCUCUCCCGGCUCCCAGCUUCUGCUUGUAGCAUUUUUGCCUCCCUUACCAAGUCACACUGCUGCCUCCCCUGGAUCUUGAAAAGGGAUGUGAUUAGCACAGGCAGCAGAUGGGGAAUUUCCGUGAGCUCCAAAUGCCUCCUCUUGACAAGUGCUUCGCUGACACUAUUCCAGUGCCCAGUUCUCCUCCUCCUGGACAGACAGAUUCUGCAAGAAGCAACUUCCUGCUGGUUUGAACCUCAGGCACCAGGGUCUGCAGCAGGGCAUGGAACUUAGGCUGCCUCUACCCUUCAUUUCUGGAUUUAGUUGCUGUUCUCCCCUCGGCCUGGCAGAGUCAUGGAUUUACAGAUCAAGCUGGCUAUGAUUCCCCAGCAUGAAUACAGGGAACAAAUCCAUAACCAUCCAUCUGUCCAAUGGCAUUAAUUUCAGCAUGUACAUGUAUCAGGAAUUUGCAACACUGACUAGGGAACUCAAUGCAUGCCGAGAGCAGCUGUUGGAAAGGGAAGAGGAAAUAUCUGAACUGAAAGCAGAGCGUAAUAAUACAAGGCUUUUGUUAGAGCACCUGGAGUGCCUGGUCUCAAGACACGAACGCUCCCUGAGGAUGACUGUGGUGAAGCGGCAAGCUCAGUCCCCAUCUGGUGUCUCCAGUGAAGUUGAAGUUCUAAAAGCAUUGAAAUCUUUGUUUGAACAUCAUAAAGCACUGGAUGAGAAGGUGAGAGAGCGCUUACGGGCAGCACUGGAACGAGUAGCUACACUAGAAGAACAGCUUUCUAGUGCUCACCAACAGGUAAGUGCUCUUCAGCAAGGCCCCUCCCAGAGGGAAGCACCUGUAGGAGAAGAUGAUAAAAGGACUGAGGGAAAAGAAUCUGGGCAGAAGCUACUUUGGAAGAGACUUCCUAAUGGCUCUAUACAUCCGGAUGAUGAGGCAAGCCGGACUGUAGAACUGCAGGAACUUCUAGAGAAGCAAAACUUUGAGGUAGCGCAAGCUAAAGAACGAAUAGCUGCUUUGGCUGCCAGUGUUGCUGAGCUAGAAGAAGAUCUAAGCACAGCCAGGAGGGACCUAAUCAAAUCAGAAGAAAUGAGCGGCAAGUACCAGAGGGACCUAAGAGAGGCUUUGGCACAGAAAGAUGACAUGGAGGAGAGGAUCACCACCUUGGAGAAGCGCUAUUUGGCAGCCCAAAGAGAAGCCACCUCCAUUCAUGACCUCAAUGAUAAACUAGAGAAUGAGCUGGCCAAUAAAGAGUCUCUCCAUCGCCAGUGUGAGGAGAAAGCACGGCAUCUCCAGGAGCUUCUCGAACUGGCAGAGCAGAAACUGCAGCAGACAAUGAGGAAAGCUGAGACGCUGCCUGAAGUGGAAGCUGAACUGGCUCAAAGGAUAGCAGCACUCACCAAGGCAAAAGAAAGGCAUGGCAGUAUUGAAGAGCGACUGCGGCAGCUGGAGACUCAGUUGGAGGAGAAGAACCAAGAACUAGCAAGGGCCCGUCAGAGGGAGAAAAUGAAUGAGGAACACAACAAGCGGCUGUCUGAUACUGUGGAUAGACUGCUGAGUGAGUCCAAUGAGCGGCUUCAGCUUCAUUUGAAAGAACGGAUGGCAGCCCUUGAAGAGAAGAACACAUUACUACUUGAACUGGAAAAUACCCAAAAACAAAUAGAGGAGCAGCAUCAUGACAAGAGAAGGCUGUCAGAUGAAAUUGACAAAUUGAGAUUAGAAAUUGACCAGUUAAAGACAAGAAGUGGAUCUUUUCUUGACAGUGUACAUACAAGGUCGCUUGUUGGAAGCACCCCAGACCUCAGGUAUCCCCUGAGUACUAUUGUCCAUGCACCAGCCGAGCCCUUUGGAACACCCUCCAGUCUUCACCGGGCACCAAAGAGCCGAUUUACAACUCUGCGGGAAGACCCCUCCAAGGAUUGGGACCUUGCUCAGCCAGGUGGGGUCCUUGCCACUACAUCUCACACCUUUGACAGUGACCCAGAGAUCUCUGAUGUUGAUGAGGAUGAUCGGGAGACUGUGUUUAGUUCCAUGGACAUGCUGUCACCAAGCGGUCACUCUGAUGCCCAGACCCUUGCUAUGAUGCUGCAGGAACAGCUUGAUGCCAUCAAUGAGGAGAUCAGAAUGAUCCAGGAGGAGAAAGAAUCAACUGAGCUGCGGGCUGAGCAGUUGGAGAGCCGUGUCACCAGUGGUAGCAUGGAGGCCCUGAAUCUAACACAGCUACGCAAAAGAGCAUCUAUCCCCACCUCCCUUACUGCCUUAUCCUUGGCCAGCUCAUCUCCUCCUGUCAGUGGGCGCUCUACUCCCAAGCUCACCUCUCGCAGUGCAGCUCAGGAUCUUGAUCGGAUAUGCAGCAUGACCCUGCCAAGUGACUUGAGGAAACACAGGAGGAAGCUACUUUCACCAGCUGGUCGAGAUGAGAGUCGAGAAGAUAAAACCACCAUAAAAUGUGAGACUUCUCCUCCUUCCUCACCCAGGACACUGCGGCUGGAGAAGCUUGGACAUCCUGCUCUGAGCCAGGAGGAAGGCAAGAGCUUUUUAGAGGACCAAGCAAGUAAUCCCAGCAGCAGUAACAGCAGCCAGGAUUCUCUGCACAAAGGUUCCAAAAGGAAAGGCAUCAAAUCUUCUAUUGGGCGCUUGUUUGGAAAGAAAGAGAAAGGACGCUUGAUCCAGUUCAGCAGAGAAGGCGCUACUGGGCAAGUUAUGUUGACAGAUUCAGAAAUAAACAUACAGGACUCUCUUGGUCUUGGCAAACUAGGAGCUCAAGCAGAAAAAGACCGACGGCUCAAAAAAAAACAUGAACUUUUGGAAGAUGCUCGAAGAAGGGGCGUUCCCUUUGCUCAGUGGGAUGGCCCAACUGUAGUCUCCUGGUUGGAGCUUUGGGUAGGCAUGCCUGCCUGGUAUGUUGCAGCCUGCAGAGCCAAUGUAAAGAGUGGUGCUAUCAUGUCUGCCUUGUCGGAUACAGAGAUCCAGAGGGAGAUUGGCAUUAGUAAUGCUCUUCAUCGAUUAAAGCUGCGUUUGGCAAUUCAGGAAAUGGUGUCACUAACAAGCCCUUCAGCUCCACCUACUUCAAGGACAUCAUCUGGAAAUGUUUGGGUGACACAUGAAGAGAUGGAAACUAUAGCAACUUCAACCAAAACGGACAAUGAGGAGGGCAGUUGGGCACAGACAUUGGCUUAUGGGGACAUGAAUCAUGAAUGGAUAGGGAAUGAAUGGCUUCCUAGUCUGGGUCUCCCACAAUAUCGCAGCUAUUUCAUGGAGUGUCUGGUGGAUGCACGGAUGCUGGAUCAUCUGACUAAGAAAGAUCUUCGAGUGCACCUCAAGAUGGUGGACAGUUUCCACCGCACAAGCCUGCAGUAUGGUAUCAUGUGCCUGAAAAGACUAAACUAUGAUAGAAAAGAGCUGGAGAGGAGGCGGGAGGAAAGUCAGCAUGAAAUCAAAGAUGUGUUGGUUUGGACCAAUGAUCAAGUAAUUCACUGGAUUCAGUCUAUUGGGCUUAGAGAGUAUGCAAACAAUAUUGUUGAGAGUGGAGUCCAUGGAGCCCUCAUAGCAUUGGAUGAAAAUUUUGAUUAUAAUAGUCUGGCACUUGUGUUACAAAUACCCACUCAGAAUACUCAGGCACGACAAGUGAUGGAGAGAGAAUUCAACAAUCUGCUUGCCUUGGGCACUGAUAGGAGGCUUGACGAUGGUGAUGACAAGAGUUUUCGGCGAACUCCCUCCUGGCGAAAGCGCUUCCGCCCCCGAGACUUUAACAGCAUCAGCAUGCUUAGCGGAUCAGCAGAGACGCUCCCAGCAGGGUUCCGAGUGACCUCCUUGGUGCCCCUUCCACCUCCUUCAGCACCACCGAAAAAAAUGCCACCAGAAGGUAAGGUCCAGCUUUGCUCUUGUUCAUGGGAGAUGAAUAAGACAGUUUCAAAACCAUCAAGUGUUGGGACGCUGCAUGGUGUGUGAUCUCUGCUGAUAAGAAGCCCAACACUCUAGUUUCCUGAAUAUAAUCGUAACUACUAAUUGGACUUCUAGCAUGAUUUGCCUGCGCAGACUACAUAUAGACCUUACUUUUGGUUCUUGUACUCCCUGAAUCUGAUGCUGGUAUAAGAGAGUUUAG
Messenger RNA from Zootoca vivipara (common lizard), 8533 nucleotides. It is a transcript of the gene PPFIA4, whose product is annotated as PPFI scaffold protein A4. Gene Ontology annotation, cellular component: presynaptic active zone. The record is from RefSeq and is a predicted model, not a curated record. NCBI's taxonomy places the organism in Eukaryota, Metazoa, Chordata, Lepidosauria, Squamata, Lacertidae. Gene Ontology annotation, biological process: synapse organization. Gene Ontology annotation, molecular function: protein binding.